CUUUCAGUGCUUGAACUUUUACGAAAAUGGGUUAUCCAAAUUCUCAACUUGUCGCCUGCUCCGUUGCGGUCACGCCACAAAGCAUCACCAGCCCGAGUUUCGCCUUCAAUCGCGAGAUAUCACCUUAUAUUUAAUGGAAGCGAAGCAUUCUCAAAGCGGAAAAAUACUCCAUAGUUACUUCUCUACAUCAGGCCCAAGAUAGAGUUGGCCAGCCGUUUGAACCUCUGCUGGAGAUAAGUCACCCCCCGAAGGCACACCCUGACAAGUUGGCGCAGAGGAAUCUCGCCAAGCCAUUCCACAUUGUAUGACAAACCCAGUAAUUUUGGCGAGUCUUUAAAUUGGGCAAAACUCGAGCCAAGCUUAAGUUAUCCUAAAACUUCCACCGACUCUCCAAUUUUAAUUUAACUCCUUCUUGCUCUGCCCUCCAUAGAGAGUACGGAGUACGGAAUACCUGGAACCCCUUAAGGUUCACAUGCAGUUGCGGAACGGAAUAACUUUCGACCGUAACAAAAAAAACCAGCAUGACGUCAUGGUGGACCGCGCUAACUCGGGAAAACCAUAUUCCGAGCCUCUCCGGCGGGCGCUGCGGGAGCAACCAUGACGCAGCUUGCUGGAGCGAUCCUCAGGAUAGACGACGGUCUGAGAGCCUGAGACAAAGCAUCAUCCCCUCACCUCCAGGAACCAAAGCGUGGCCGUCACAGCUAAUAACUAAACCAACUAGUGUAAUUCAUAUAUGGAUAACACGAUGGAACCACUAGAGACACUGGUUCAGAGAUGGUUAGAUUGGGACCAGGACCCGCAAACUAGGGAGGAAAUCAAGAAUCUCCACGACUCCCACAAUCUCCCGGAACUUGAAAAACGCCUACGAAAACGUAUCCAAUUUGGCACUGCAGGCUUGCGUGGCCGCAUGCAGGCCGGGUUUUCAUAUAUGAAUUGCCUUACAGUCAUUCAGGCUUCUCAAGGUCUGGGCAAGUAUCUCAAAGCGCUCCCCCAAACCUUGGGUCCUCUAUCCGUUGUCAUCGGACGAGAUGGUCGACACAACUCGGGAAAGUUUGCUAUACUAGCCGCCAACGCCUUCAGAGCAGAGGGUAUCCACGUGUGGUGUUUCAACAACCCCGUUCCCACCCCUCUGGUCGCUUAUGCAGUCCCGUUCAAGAAAGCGAUUGCGGGAAUAGUGAUUACCGCUAGUCAUAAUCCUGCCCAAGACAACGGCUACAAAAUUUAUUCUGCGAACGGUGCUCAAAUAAACUCACCCAUCGAUGCUCAUAUUCGAGAUUUCAUAUCGCAUAACCUUGAACCCUGGACGGGUGCUUGGGAUAGCAGUGACAGUCACUAUUCAUGUACAGACGCCUUUAAAGAACUCCAGAAGGCUUAUUGUGACGAUGUCUGUGCCUUUGUGGCCUCCACAGCUGACCUGUCGGCUUCACCGGGACGCUUCGUAUACACUCCUCUCCAUGGCGUUGGCUACUCCAUGAUGUCGGAACUUUGUGAAGUGCUAAGCAUUCAAGGGAUGACCGUUGUGAGUGAACAACGGGAUCCGGACCCAGACUUCCCAACGGUUCGUUUUCCGAACCCAGAGGAGGCUGGCGCGCUAGAUCUUGCCAUGAAAACGGCAGAUGAUCUAAAAAUCGAUAUUGUUAUUGCGAAUGACCCUGAUGCUGACCGAUUUGCAGUUGCUGAAAAAGUAGGCGAGACGUGGUUCAAAUUUACGGGAGACCAAGUUGGAGUUCUUCUAGCCUCCCACCUAUUAGAUCAGUGGAAACACCAAGAACAAGAAAAGCCCAUAGCAAUGCUAUGCACCGCUGUUUCUAGUAACAUGCUGGCUAAAAUGGCAAAGAUAGAAGGAUUCCACUUUCAGGAAACCCUAACUGGAUUUAAGUGGCUCGGCAAUGUCGCCAAGGAUCUUGAAUCAGAGGGAUAUAAUGUUCCAUUUGCCUUUGAGGAAGCUUUAGGUUAUAUGUUUUGUAAUGUAUCCUACGAUAAAGAUGGACUAACAGCAGCCAUGGUCUUUCUCACUGCCCAGGCACGGUGGAGAAAGCAAGGUUUUACCCCUUUCAGCAGGCUGCAGCAUUUAUACCAGACCUACGGCUAUCAUGAGACACUUAAUACCUACUUUGUCUCCCCAGAUCCUAGUAUUAGCGCGACUCUCUUUGAUAGUAUCCGAAAUCUCCCCGAAGACAAACGCAGCUGCAUAGGCGGCUUUCCAGUUCUCAGAUGGCGAGAUGCCACUAAAGGCUUUGACACAGGAACGCCAAACAAUGUCUCGAACUUGCCUGUUGACUCGGCCUCGCAAAUGAUUACGAUUUGGUCCGAUAAAGGCCUUAGGUUUACGCUCCGGGGUUCCGGCACAGAACCUAAAGUCAAAAUUUAUAUUGAGAGCUGUUGCCCAACACGUGAAGAUGCAGUGAACGCUGUCUGUCAGGUAUUUUUAGCUGUCUUGGUGAAUUGGAUCCAGCCUUUUGCAUCCAUUAUGACCUAUGCCCCUGCUGUGACCACAUCUUCUGGCUAUAUAUUUAAUAUACCCUGA
Messenger RNA from Coccidioides posadasii C735 delta SOWgp, 2527 nucleotides. RefSeq names its product Phosphoglucomutase-3 (gene PGM3). Lineage: Eukaryota; Fungi; Ascomycota; Eurotiomycetes; Onygenales; Onygenaceae. Gene Ontology annotation, biological process: carbohydrate metabolic process; purine ribonucleoside salvage. Gene Ontology annotation, cellular component: nucleus. The record is from RefSeq and is a predicted model, not a curated record. Gene Ontology annotation, molecular function: phosphopentomutase activity.